Messenger RNA from Rubroshorea leprosula, 3567 nucleotides. NCBI's taxonomy places the organism in Eukaryota, Viridiplantae, Streptophyta, Magnoliopsida, Malvales, Dipterocarpaceae. The record is from the annotation of a GenBank genome assembly.
GAUAAUGAAUGGAUAAGACGACCAUGCACGAAUUGUAACGCGACAUGCUCACCUGAAGUGAGGAUUCCCGUUGAAUCCAAUACUCCUCAUGCAUCUGCUGCUCUCCAAUCACUUCCUCUCCCUCCAAAAUCCCCGAAUUUUCUCUAACAGCUGUCGUCGCCGCCGCCGCAUACUCUUCCCAACCGUCAAACGUAAAAUCACCAUUGUAGUAACUAAGUCCGCCGCUUCAGCUUCAGGUUCUUCACAACGCGCAACCACCCUCCAAAACGAAACCCUAGAAAUCCUAGAAUGGCGCUCUCUUUGCAACCAACUCUCUCCCUUUACGUCCACCUCUAUGGCGCUCACUCAAACCCAAACCGGAGCAAUCCCGAUUGGUCAGACCGUGGAGGAGUCACAGAAGCUUCUGGACCAAACUGCGGCGGCAUUGCACGCGAUGAAGGCUUUGGAAUCCGAGCCGUUGGAUCUUGCCGCCAUAGAAAAUGUAUCAGAAAUUGUGCGCUGUGCAGCCUCUGGACAGCUCCUUACUGUGACUGAGCUUUGCCGAAUUCGAAGGACAUUGAGGGCAGCCAGAGCCGUGUGGGAGAAGCUGGUGGCAAUUGCAGCUGGUUCGAUUGGAGAUUCUUCUGGGUCGUACACUCCUUUACUUGAAAUUCUACAGAGUUGCAAUUUACAGAUGGAGUUGGAGCAAAAGAUAGGAUUUUGCAUUGACUGUAAUCUUUCAAUGGUGCUUGAUAGAGCUAGUGAAGAACUGGAGCUUAUUAGGGCUGAGAGGAAGAGGAACAUGGAAAAUCUGGAUUCUCUGUUGAAGGAAGUGUCAACUCGAAUCUUUCAGGCUGGGGGCAUUGAUCGACCUUUUGUAACCAAGCGCCGGUCAAGGAUGUGUGUUGGUAUUAGGGCUUCCCACAAAUAUUUGCUUCCAGAUGCUGUGGCUCUGAAUGUUAGUAGUUCUGGUGCAACAUACUUUAUGGAGCCCAAAGAAGCUGUAGAGUUGAACAAUAUGGAAGUAAGGCUUUCAAACUCUGAAAAAGCUGAGGAAAUGACCAUCUUGAGCUUGCUUACUUCUGAAAUAGCAGAAGCAGAAGCUGACAUAAUGUGUUUGUUAAAUAGAGUUCUAGAAGUUGAUCUAGCUUUUGCUAGAGCUGCAUACGCUCAUUGGGUUAAUGGUGUCUGCCCAAUUUUUAUAUCAAAGGAAUAUGACACUGAAAAUUCCAUUGACGGAGGUAAUGCUUUAUCAGUAGAUAUAGAAGGAAUGCAACAUCCACUUCUCCUUGGGUCCUCUCUAAGAAAUAUGCUAGAUGACCUUGCAUCCAACCCUGGGAAUCCAUCUAAAUUAUAUGGGGAGAAUGAUGUAACUGUGGCUGGAAAUUCUUCUGAACAGACUCAUAACUUUCCUGUACCAAUAGAUAUUAAAGUUGAAUGUGGGACAAGGGUGGUUGUAAUCUCAGGACCCAAUACAGGAGGUAAAACUGCUUCAAUGAAAACUUUGGGGUUGGCAUCUCUCAUGUCAAAGGCUGGCAUGUAUUUGCCUGCUAAGAAUCAGCCAAGACUUCCAUGGUUUGAUCUUGUUCUAGCAGAUAUUGGGGACAACCAGUCUUUAGAACAAAAUCUCUCAACUUUUAGUGGGCACAUGUCACGGAUUUGUAAUAUCUUGGAAGUGGCAUCAGAAGAAUCACUUGUCCUCAUUGAUGAAAUUGGUAGUGGAACAGAUCCUAUGGAAGGUGUGGCUCUGUCUACCAGCAUUUUGCAGUAUCUCAAAGAUUGUGUAAAUUUAGCGGUUGUAACAACUCAUUAUGCGGAUUUAAGUUGCCUAAAAGAGAAGGAUUCUCGCUUUGAGAAUGCAGCAAUGGAAUUUUCAAUGGAGUCUUUGCAACCUACCUACCAGAUACUUUGGGGUAGCACUGGUGAUUCAAAUGCGCUGGCAAUUGCUAAAUCAAUUGGUUUUGAUAGAAGCAUAAUUGAAUGUGCAAAAAAUUGGUUGGAGAACCUAAAGGCAGAAAAUCAAGUGGAGCGUAAAGGGUUAUUAUAUCAGUCUCUGAUGCAGGAAAGAAGCAGAUUGGAAGCUCAGUUCAAGAGAGCUGCAUCUCUUCAUGCAGAAAUUAUGGACCUUUAUCAUGAGAUUGAAGAUGAGGCAAAGGAUCUUGAUAAGCGAGAGAUUGCUCUCAGGGAAAAGGAAAGCCAAAAGGUUGAACAAGAAUUGAAUGCUGCCAAGUUACAAAUUGACAAUGUUAUAAUGGAGUUUGAAAAUCAGCUCAGAACUGCCCCUUAUAAUGAGUUUAAUUCACUAAUUAGGAAAUCAGAAUCUGCAAUUUCAUCCAUUGUCAGAGCCCACAAUCCUCAUGAUGGUUUCUCUCUAAGUAAAACAAAUACAAGUAAUUACCAACCCCAUUCUGGUGAGCAAGUCCAUGUGAAGGGACUUGGAAAUAAGUUAGCCACAGUUGUUGAAGCACCUGGGGAGGAUGAUGACACAGUCUUAGUCCAAUAUGGUAAAGUAAGGAUCCGUGUGAAGAAGGACAACAUCAGAGCCAUUCAAAGCAGCAAAAGAACAGCAACUAGCUCAAUUCACCGCCUGAAAACCCAGGAGCACCAAGGCAGAGAAUUCCAGAAUAGUUCAGAUGCUAACAAUAUCAAUGAGACUACUUAUGGACCCCUAAUAAAGACAUCGAAAAACAGUAUAGAUCUACGGGGUAUGCGAGCAGAGGAAGCUGCUCACCACCUUAACAUGGCCAUUUCAGCAAGAGAACCACAAUCAGUUCUCUUUGUUGUUCAUGGGAUGGGCACUGGUGUGGUCAAGGAGCGGGCACUGGAGAUAUUGAGAACUCAUCCUCGUGUGACCAAGUACGAACAGGAAAGUCCAUUGAAUUAUGGCUGUACAGUUGCUUAUAUCAAAUGAAAGUUAAAAGUUCUCUCGGGUUUUGCCAGAAUCCGAGUUAUUAGCCAUAUAAAUAAAUUUUUUACUGUUAAUCCCAUCUUGAGUUCACCCAUCAGAGUUUCCUGAAUGAUCUUAUCUCUGUUUCUGGGAAAGCUCAAUUAGACUUAUCCCGUUUGGUCCCCACGAAGACACAUCAGAAAAAGUUUUGGCACUUAUCCUGCAUGCAAGAGUUUGGCCGAACUUUUGCUUCAGAUAAAGAACACGUAAGACUCAAACAAAAGUUGAUGCUGUCACAUGCAUGUUCCUUGCGCAAUGCUUUUGUAAGUUAGAAGAUUUAUUAGUAUUUCCGUUACGGUUUUUCAAGAUAAGCAUGCGCCCAAGCCUCAGUUCCCCCAUUUCACUGCGCAAAGGCAAAGCAACAUCCUCUCUAGUUCAACUUCAAGCAUUAGACAGAAACUGUCUUGAGAUUUCUAGGUAAAAUGCUGGCUGUUUUCGAGAAAGCAAUUGGAAACCCACCGGAGGAGCUGAGGCUACCUUCAAUCGGCUCAGAGGGUAAGAAAAAUCGAGCAGAAAUCUUAGAGACUUUCCGGUCAUUGUUGCCCGAAUCGACCCUGUACAGCCUGUCAAAUGGGAAUUUCAUGGCACUGUCUCGCGAAGGGAGUCCAGUGCAUCCCAGGUAAUAAAGUCUUAGCCUUUAG